GCUGAGUGGCGGCGGCUCGUCUUCUUCCCCCUGGCCGGAGCCAUGGCUGGCGGUCUCGGGAAGGCGGAGUCGGGUGCCCAGUUGCUUGCACGGCUUGAAGGCAGAAGUUCUCUGAAAAGUCUUGAACCUUUUCUGUUUGCUGAUGAAGGAUAUCCCAUUAAUGGUGAUAUUGUUGAAUUCCAUGGUCCAGAAGGAACAGGAAAAACAGAAAUGCUCUAUCAUCUUAUUGCCCGUUGCAUUCUUCCCAAAUCAGGAGGUGGCUUGGAGGUUGGCUUACUUUUUAUUGACACAGACUUUCAUUUUGACAUGCUACGUUUAGUGACUAUCCUGGAACGCAGACUGUCUCAAGGCACAGAAGAAAUGAUAAAGCAGUGUCUCAGGAGGUUUUUCCUUGCUAAUUGCAACAGCAGCUCUCAGCUGCUUCUUACCCUUUACUCUUUGGAAAACAUGUUUUGCUCUCAUCCUUCCCUCUGCCUUCUGAUUAUUGAUAGUAUAUCAGCCUUCUAUUGGAUUGACAGAGUCAAUGGAGGGGAGAACCUUAGCUUGCAGGAAGCAAACUUAAGGAAAUGUGCUCAGUUCCUCGAGAAGCUUGUAAGAGAACAUCAUUUAGUUUUGUUCGCAACAACUCAAACAAUCAUGCAGAAAUCUCUGAACACUGUUGAAGACCUAGGAAAACAUCACAAUGAUACAGAUAUAGACUACCGGCCUUACCUCUGUAAAUCGUGGCAACAGCUGAUAACUCAUCGAAUCUUUUUCUCCAAAGAGUGCCAUCCAGGCACCACAAAAGAAUUUUCCAUUACUGCUUGUCAUAUCCGAAAUAACAACAUUGUUAAACGUUCAUUUAGCAUCACAGAAUGUGGCGUCCAGUUUUAAUACCAAUCAUUUUUAAAAGGUGGAUUACACUGAUUCUACAGACAAACCAGUUUUAACUAUUGAUGCUGUUUUUAAUUUAACUUCUACAUUUUUGUAUCAAUGUUCCCUAAAACGUUAUUUUAAAAGGUACACGCUUACCAGGCUUUGUGUUACAGUAAACAUUCAGCUGUACAGGUGUAAAGUGUCGAAACGUUCUAGAAAAAGAUUAGCCAUCCAUCAUACCUAAUAAAAAUUAGCUGCUUUUGACACCCAUCCUACAGAAAUGGAAGUUGCUUGUGGUAUGAUCACAGCAUGGUUGGCCAUAUAUUAUGUUAGCACAUUAGUUGACAUUUAUUUAUUUAGUUAGUUAGUUCUAUACUGCCCAUAGCCAAAGCCCUCUGGGUGGUUUGCAGCACUACACAUGAGUAAUAGAAAAACCAUGCAUUACAUUUUCCCCAUCCCACUAAGCAUUUACCUACUCAUUCAGGCUUGACUCUUAUACCAGCUUACCUGGGCGUAAUGUCAAACCCAGUGGAAGGCAGACAGGAAUGGGAUUGCUUUGUCAGUUGGGUUGCACUUGAGUGCUUUCUUUAGUCUUUGGUAUGCGUUGCGCUUCUAAAUGUUGGCUACCAUGCAUGCAAUGACAGAAUAAGUAACUGGAAAAACUCAGCAUGUAUCAAAACAAGUAGAACCAAAUUCAGUAUGUAACAUGUCAAAUUCUGAAAAAUCCCUUUCUCCUAAUGAGAAACAUCCUGUAGCUCUGAGAAAAAAACCUACAUGGUAUGGUAAUACUAAUUGCAUUGGAUUUUGAAAGCUUAAACGGGGGGUAAGCCAUCAUUUUGGGCCCCAGGGACAUUUGCCGCCACCCCCCAGUCUCUGUCUCCCCAUCUCUGUGAAUUAUCUUUUCUGCCCCCAACCCCCCAGAUUCCAUUCCCUGUUUCUGUGGAUUCUCUUCUGCCUCAUUUCUCUUUCUCACUUGAGAUUUGCUUCUAACAUUAUCUCUCCUUCCAUUUUUCUCUCCUACACUCCACCAUGAUCAUCUGCUCUUUUCCCUCAUCCCUCUCUGCUGCUGUGCUCACCACCUCUUCUCUACCCCAGGAACUGAGGAGAAAGGUCAGUUACAUGCUCAUUCAACCGAUGAGCCAUUCAUUCUGUAUAGAAAUACAAAUUGAAAUCUCUGAGUUACCAAGGGUCAAGAAUUAUGACACAGCCCUCAAAUGGUAUAGCUGCAUAAGCACCUGGUCACAGACAACCAGCCAAUACUCAUAUUUUUUACACAUGAAGAACACUGAAACUAAGCAAUUGGCACAAGGCGAGCUGUAGCAAAGUUGUUGUUAUUGCUGUUUAACUAGAGGAAUCAGAAACCCUUACUGAUCUAUCACAAAUCAUGCAGAGAUCUAUCAGGAAAUAUUGAUAUACCUUCUGCUUGUCCUUGGUACUACUGCUGAGAAAACCUGGUUUUUGUGGGCACUAACUAGUUUUUAGAAGGUGGUGACACUUGGAGCAGGUUCCUGUAUGUGGUCUUAAUCACCUGGAUCAUGAGGCUCAUGUAAUAAUUUGUUCUUGGUAAUGCUGGUCAGAUACCAGUGAUGCUAGUUGAGCUGCUAAACACAAGUUCUGGAAGCAUGUAAGUUACCUUCUGUCAUGUGCUUUUAAUGUGCUCUUCACAUCAUCACAUCAGAUCCAGCUGCAAUUUAUGAAAGUGGCUGUACAAAGCAGGCAUCCACUAUCACUUCCUCCAUCUAAAUAUUUUCUUUGAAACUUGGUGGGGGCUUUUUGGGUGGGUUGUUUUGUUUUUUGUCUUAUGUUGUUUUUUGUUAAAAAUCUAUACAAACAUUUUGCAGGUCAAGGUUUCCCCAUGACAUGGCCUUGUCCACAAUACAUUGCUUUUAAAUGUGUAGUGAAUAAUAUGAAACCUUGAAUUUAAAUUACUCCACAGACAAUGUAGAAAGAAUAUAAUGAUCUUGAUAAGAAGGUGAGGCUUGAUCUUCUCAGAUUUAGUUUUAUUGUUAUUAUCUUUUCUGCCUGUAGCAAAAUAAGCUCUGUUACUGGGCAGACCUUGAACAAGAAUGAAUAUGAAUGUUCAUUGUCAUAAAAAAGACUGUUCACUAGAAAUAGGUAACCUGUGGCCCCUCCAGUGUUGAGGGACUCCAACUUUUAUCAACUCUAGCCCAUACAGUCAGUGAUCAAGGUUAAUAGAAAUUCAGACAACCAUCUAAAUGGCAACAGCUCUCCUGCUUCUGCAAUUGUUAAUAAAAACGUUUGGUUCUUAAAUGUACGCUCAGUCAGCCAUAAUUAGAGGAAAAUAUUAAGCCUGGAUUUUCUCAGCUUUAACCAUUGAAACAUGUAUUUCUUUAAGCAGUAGAAAGCCUUGGGGCUGCAUGCACCAUCCUUCUCUGGCACUUAAUAAAAGUCCUUCCUUGAAGGAGGCUAAAAAGUGGGUGCAGAUACAUCAAACUUAAUAGGGUUCUUCACUAUGUCUGAAAUCAUACUAUUCCUGACCUUAUGGCCAACGUGUCUCUUUAGGUUGCUUUUUUCACAUGUUUAAUUAGAGGUUGCAUUAAGGCAAACACCUCUCAUGCAAGGUUUUAAAGGUCAAACUAGCUUUUAAGGAAAACAAUAUAAACCUUCACCAUACUUUUGUGAUGUAUGAACUAGAAAGGGAAUAAACUAAAACUAGAAAGGGAAUAAACUUUGAACUAGAACUAGAAAGGGACUAAACUAAACCUUGAACUAGAAAGGGAAUAAACUGAAAAAAAGGGGGACAAGUAUUUAUGUUCACAUGGACUUAAGUCUGGCUUUGCUGUUUCUCCAUGACACUGUUUUCAACCAGUCUGUUGGCAGUAAUGCUCACAAAAGGGUGCCAGUUAUUUUAUGUUAGACAACAUCAUGGCUUUUGAAUUCAAGAGGAGUACUUCUAUGAUUGGAGCUUAAUUUAAGAACAAAGAGACAAUUAUGAUUAGAUUGCAAAGUCCACAAUUAGGCAGUGUUUUUAUUAAGAGCAACCAAAAGGUCAGACAGUAAGCAAACUUUUGGGAUCUCAAAACCCUUCCAUCAGGCUGGAUGUUAGGCAAAACCAAGGGGUAAGGCAAAAUUGAUGUUGUGGACAUGAAAUCUCCAUUUUAUCUCAGUCAACAUGGAGUGUAGUAAGAAAUGACCAACUUUAUUGAGUUAGGCUGUGCUAGGAAUCACCACUGCUUCUAACAAAGGAUACUGACACUCUCUAAAUGCAUUUCUUCAGCAACUCCAGCCACCAAAGUAGUUGCCACUUGGACCAGCCCCAGUUGUCACAGAAAGGAGGCAGCUGCCUCGUCUCUUAACAUUUUCCUUUUUCCUAAUGGUCAAGAGUGCCUUGCUGAAAGGCUGUAUCAGCUUGUUUUGCAAGUAUGGUUUUUGGAAGAAGUACUUCCGAUCUUUGGUUUUAGCCUGAGAAAAUGCUUGCUUGCUUGGAUCCUGAACCCUAGUAAGAAAUGUUAAUUUUUAUUGCCACCCCAUAAAUUAUAUUAACUAUGUGCUUGGGAGUCAUAAAUAAUGCCUUAUUUUUAGAAAGAAAGAAAGAAAUCAGAAUUUGGCUUGUACUUAUUAAGGUCGUGAUUAACAGGGCAGUCAUCCUGGAGUUCUUGGACUGAGGCUGGCAUCACCACACUGAUGUCAAUGAGAUUUAAAUGUGCCAGCUGAACUGGUUUGUGGAUUAGGCUGUUCUACCUCCAUAUUUAAGCCUCCCUCCUGCCCUCCCCCCCAAAUGGCGUUUACUUAAAUAUUUUAUAGCUGCGACUUUUUGCUUCUAAAAGAACUAAUUAAUAUCAACUGCAUUGGAAAAACCCUGACACAUUUUGGUGCAAAGUAGAAGAGUGUUCCUCUUUCCCAAGUGGGAACACUAUGCCAAUUCAUCUUGGAGUAAGCAGUGACUCAACUGUAACUAUUUUAGAUCCCAAAUGAGCUAGCAUUGUGCAUCUGGAAGCUCUAAUGCACUUCUCCAAUGGAUGUCAUUCACAUGUCGUUUUUUAAUUAAUUAACAGCUUCGCCAAGGGAAACCAAUAAUGAGUCCAUUAAAGCUUCCCCCCCUUCCUCCCCCCCUUUCCCCUAAAAGACAAAUAAAUAACUUGCAUAGUAGGAACAUAUGUUGCACUCUGUUUUUUCCUUGGAGAGCACUUAGAUGUGCAACCUGUUUAUAGUUGGAUUUUUUAAAAAACAAAAUCCACCUAAUUCAAGCUGCUUCAGCUUUAAUAUCUGGGAAGCAACUGAAAGAGCUAGCAAGAGUCCUCACUGCCUUGGAAGAGCAAAGUUUUUAUUCUACUUCCAUAGCCUCAUUUCAAGUGCCAAGCCUCUGGCAGUUUUUGUGCAGUGCAGCUCUAUGCCAGAUGUGAUAGUCUUCCCUUUGCCUGUGCCUACCCUGGAAAAGGAUGGGAAUCCUUGCGGUAAAUAAAAUACUGAGGGUGCCUAAAUGCUGUCUGCCAACAGCUCAGACAAGUAGCUGGUUCAGGUCAAAAACACAUUUGAAAGCCCGGAUUGAUUUGGAGAAAAAGUAAUCAAUGGGCCCUCAAGCUUGCAGAAAUGGUCUAAGAAAAGAAUUGUUUGUUGCUGGAAUAGUAAUAAUGCUACAUCUCAGCCUGGCCCUCACAGCCAAAAGGAAUAAAGUCCUUGGCAUACGAUGCUGGCCCACCAAGUGCUCCAUUGUUUUUGCACUCCUAGACGGGCAGCAACCAGAGAAGCUGCCACUAGACCUCCAUCUGUGCAUUCCUAACUUGGUAGAUCACAAGUUGUCCAGCCUAGACCAGGACCCAGAAGUUAUAAUCACCCCUGCCCCCCCCCCGUACACUUACUCUUUCCCUUGCCCUUCUCUUCACUGUGGUUCAUCACUAUAGGCUGAUGCUAUAUGAACUUUUCCCCGCUGUUAGAUGGCUUCCUUUGUAUGGCAGACUCCGUUUUUGCCCGUUGCUGAUUUUUGUUGCCUCGGUAUGCAAAUUCUCCCCUAGGUCUUUGGCUCCACCAAUCCUUCUGCUUGCUUCUCUGUCCACACAGGACUGGGCUUCCUUUUGGAACUGACCUCCGCUUGACUCUCUGAUCUGUGGCUUUGUCCUAGCCCUUUGUAUCUCUAGGACUGUUUGCUUGCUGAAUACAGCCUAAUAAUCCUUCUCUCUCCUAUGGAAACGAUGCCUGACCUUUUGGAAAUAGAAGGUACAGGACCCCCAUAUCAGAUUCAGCACAAAGGCCAUUAGUCCAUCUGAGUCAGGCCAUUCAUCCAGUAUUGGUUUAAAAAAAGAUAUCAAGAAGCAACUGAAAAUUAAAUUACAGUUUUCUGACUUUAUUGCUUUGUGUUGCUUUUAAUACCUAUUUUCAUACGUAUGCCAUAAUUUCAUAAUUUUCUCUGCAGUCAAAGCAAGGGGGGAUUCUGAAGACUUAAGGUGUUUGAAAAUUCACUGCUAUCUGAUGGUCCUAGUUUUGCAGUUGUAAUUGGUGAAAUAAGGUCUUAAGACCCAACUUUCACUAGUUAAGCUAACACCUCUUUUGCUUAACAACCAUCUAUGAAAGUAUCUCUAAUGCUUGUGAUUUAGUUCAGAAGAAAUCAGCAACAUAAAAUUACAAACUGAGCCUUCAGAAAUAACACUGAAGCCAAAAAGUAAAAGCCCUUCAAGGGAUUUGGGGAUAUAAACAAAAAGAAAGCUGGGCCAAUGGUUAGAGUUCCCCAGUGUGUUUUGCUAUUGCAUCUUCAUGGCUAUUGACAUAACCCUUUGAAAUCAGUGCAAGUUGUCUUGGCACUUACACAAGACUAAGUUCCACCUGUUGCUUUCAAUGGGACUUAAUCAUGACCUAUUUUUGUAGGAACCUGCCCUUCUCUCAUAAAUCUGUAAUGUAUCAAGGAACUGAAGAAUUUUUAUAUGGGCUAUUUAAAUGACAACCCAAACCAUUUAUCUUUAAUAUUUAAAAAUUCAAGGACUGUAUCUUUCACAGACUGGGAAGUGCCAUGCAUAUUUAUAGCUAUCAUGUGUUGCAGUUGGAACUCCAAGGUGUACCAUGUAAAGUAUGCCAGAAUUUUUAAAAUAAUUUAUAUCCCAUUUGUACUCUUAUCAGAGUGUAUUAGCAGCAAUAUUCAAACAGCAAUACUGUGCUGCCUUUUAUUCCACAGUGUUGGUUCUACUAUGUAAUUUUCCUUGAUUUUCAGUAUUUGUAUAAUUUUAGGUAUGUUUAGCCUGGAGGUGGCAGGGGGACUAUGACAGCAUUCCUCAAAUACUAGAAGUUUGUUACACAAAAGAGAGCUACAUUUCGUGUGCUUGAAUUAUUAUUAUUUAGUACAUUUCUAAUCUAAUCUAGAUUUUGGUUGGACAUCGGUAGUAACUUUAGAUGUUGAUAGCAGCUUGACAAUGAUACCAAUUACCUAGUGAUAAUAUCACGAUGGAGUCCUUAAUAGUAGUGAUGAGCAGUUCUGCCAAGUCUAUUUCAGUGAACGUUCUCCUUUUUCCACUUCUUACCUGUUCAAUGUACACUGUAUUUUUAAUGGAAUUUGGGGGGUAUUUCUAAAAUGUGAAUUGUGCACAUACAUUGUACAUAAAUACCACUGACUAAAUUGUGAUUUAGGCAUUUUUAAAUAUAAUUUUUUCUUUACACACUUCUCCGUUAUGUGAA
This is a messenger RNA of Varanus komodoensis (Komodo dragon), 7476 nucleotides long. RefSeq names its product X-ray repair cross complementing 2 (gene XRCC2). Gene Ontology annotation, cellular component: centrosome; Rad51B-Rad51C-Rad51D-XRCC2 complex; replication fork. The coding region runs from base 43 to 873 and encodes 276 amino acids. The transcript is spliced from 3 exons. The record is from RefSeq and is a predicted model, not a curated record. NCBI's taxonomy places the organism in Eukaryota, Metazoa, Chordata, Lepidosauria, Squamata, Varanidae. Gene Ontology annotation, molecular function: ATP-dependent DNA damage sensor activity; four-way junction DNA binding; ATP binding. Gene Ontology annotation, biological process: double-strand break repair via homologous recombination; DNA strand invasion.